AUGUUGCUUUGUAAUCUUACAAAGCCAGACUAUUCGAUUUGGGAGGAAAGCAUAGACGCAUUGACUUCCUUAAGUAUCCCACCGCAGUACUGUGGAUUCACACAAAUUCAUGGCCACCACAGAUUUUUGGCGGCUGCUAUGAUGGUAGAAAAGUAUUACAAAGAUACUAAAAGAGCUGAAUUACGAGAAAGAGCAGGCAGGACCGAUCAACUUCAUUUGAGAAAUUGUUCUGGAUUGAAGAGAAAGGACACUUUGUCCAAGUUAUUUGGACAACAAAAGCAGAAAGUGAUUAUCGACACAUUGACUGCAACUAUGGCGUUCAAUAACAUUGUAACUGAUCAAAUAAAGAUAAAAAACACUUUGAUAACAUCAGAAAGUUCAACACCAAACUUGAAUGCGGCAUUGCAAAAUAUCCACAAGACUCAUACUUCUAUUUUUCAAAGUGGAAUAUUGGAGGAAAAGAAGUCAGUGAAGAAAGCCCACUAUGGUGAGAAGCUGUAG
Molecule: messenger RNA, 501 nt
Organism: Entamoeba invadens IP1
Lineage: Eukaryota; Evosea; Mastigamoebida; Endamoebidae
Exons: 2
Coding region: 1-501 (166 amino acids)
Source: RefSeq, a predicted model, not a curated record